AUGCACAAAUGCAAAAGGGAAGGUGUAACUCUAAAGAAGCUACUAGCAGAAGGUAAACUCAUCAUCUUUCCAUGGCCCGACGUCGGACCAUUUUGUUCAGAUGUUUCUAACGUGAACCCCCCGUUUUGGCAUAUGAAGGACAUUUGGAUGAAGCUCAUCUUGGCGAAAAAUCCAUCCGCCAAGCGUUCCUACGUGAGGAAGAGCAGCGUGAUAAGUAGCGGUAUGAUAAGGAGCAAUACGAUAACGCGCAAUAAUGCCACGUGCAGACGGAUGCACAGCCACGCAGAUACCCCCCCCUGCAACGAAGACAACUCCAGCUCCAUAAUAAACUACAAAAUGGUUCUAGGUUUGAAAAAAGUAGAAAUAAACAACCUGUCGUCCAUGUGCAGGGAUUUCCACAAUAUCUUCCGAAUUGACAAGCAUCAGUUAGUAAAGUAUACAAAUGAUAUUCUACCCUUUGUGAGGUAUCUCAGGACAAGUGAGAUCGUCAUGAUUUUACAUCACUACGCUUUUAUAUGUUACCAAAAUGUGCACUUCUACGACAGUGUGUGGAGCCAAGCCAUAAACCGGCUGCAUGAUAUUGACUGUAAGGAAUUGGCCCUUAUUGUAUACAGCAUGGGGAAGAUAAAGUACACGAAUAAAGAUAUGCUUUUCUUUUUCGAAAAGGAAAUAAAAAAAUGGGUGAACAAAUUUACAGGAAGGGAUUGUUCCCUAAUAUUGAAAGGAUUGAAAUGCUUAAAUUAUAACAAUGAAGAGAUUUAUUCACUUAUUUAUAACCGCAUUUUAGCAAUUUCAGAUAAUUUGAACAUCCUAGACAUUUGUAUCAUAUUGAAUACGCACUGUAAAAGUAAGAAUAUCAAUUUGAAUUUGUUUGAAACUCUGCUGGACAAAUCGCUGACUUUUUAUUCUGUCCUGAAUGAGCAGUGUAUUGGGUCGCUCCUAUGGAGUGUCAGUCAUGCUAAUAUUAAGGCGGAGAAAUAUUUUGCUUUGCUAGGUUUGAGGUUACGCAUGCUUAUGCACGAGAAAUUCGUGAAGGAAGGAAAGCUUCCCCCGAAAGAUCCCUUUGAGGAAGAUAAACCAGCCAACCAAUCGAAAAAUGAAUCAUCCCAAGGGGGCAGCAAACAACUGAAUGACCCCCCCCCAUCGGACGACAUAAACUGUGAGGAUAGCCAAAUAAGCAAAAACGGAUACAUAACCGAUUUUAAUUAUGACCUUUACGAAAAUAAUAGCGUAUCGAAUGACGGAAACGAAUCAAGCGAUAUGUCCGACCAUUUGGACAAUUGGAACUUCAGACUGAGUUCGAACACCUUGUGUAAAUAUGAAAAUGUCAUACCUUCUAUUAUAUACUCAUACGGAAAGCAAAAAACUUACAUGAAGCACAAUAUCUAUGUGGAUCGAAAUUUAUAUAAUCACAUUAUUAACAGCUACAGUGUUGAACAUAGCAUUAACAGCAGCCCACAAGAAAGUGUGUACCUCUUCGAUAUAUCGAGAAAAAUUUUAAAAGAUAAACAUAUUUUUGCUAAUCCGAAUGAAGGACAGAAAAAAAAUAAAUUAAGAAAAUAUCAUAUUAAAAAAUAUUAUCAAGAUAUAAUUUAUAUAGUAAAUAAUUACCUGCCAUUUUUUCUCCACAACAUACACUACAAUGAUUUAAAAAAUCUCCUUUUUGGGAUUGCCAAAAUUGAAAUGCCCGUGAAUAGAAAAUUGCUUAACGAUAUAUUUGAAUUAAUUGUUCAGUAUGUAAAACGUAAUUUGUACAAAAAUUAUGAAUUAAUCAAUUUGUCAAGAUCCUUAUCUCUGUUACCUCAUGUUAAGACAGACUUAUGGCAUUGCAUCAUCGAUUGUUACAAAAAUAAUUUUAUGCAAAAUACCAGUGUGAAGAAUAACUGUUACAUGUUUUAUAUAUUCUCCUUCGUUUGGAAGGGUUUGGCUGGAACAAAAUUUCAAGACGACCUAAUUAUUUAUAUACUUGAGAAAAUUGCCCAUCUGAGCAAAGAGGAUGUCAUACACCUCAUUAAAGGGUUAAUUAAUCUCAAUUAUUAUAAUCAACACUUGGUAAAUAAUGUAACAAAUUAUGUGAUAAAGAAUUACGAAUCCUUUAACCUCAUCGAUAUUGUAUACAUUUUAAAGUACUUCACGGCCAUGCACCUACGGGACGAAACUCUUUUCAACCUGUUUGCCCACACAAUCAAAAAAAACAACACCCGCCAUAAUUAUGCGCUCAUUUCGACCAUUGCUUCUUUCUACUUGGAGAUGGACAUAACUCCCAAAGCAAUUGAAGAUAUCCUACUGCAGGAGAGGAUGAGCAAGGAAAAAAAUUUCACCACGGAGGAAAUUCACUGUGAUGAAGAAUAA
Plasmodium coatneyi is the source of this 2352-nucleotide messenger RNA. RefSeq lists its product as uncharacterized. Bases 1 to 2352 code for a protein of 783 amino acids. Lineage: Eukaryota; Apicomplexa; Aconoidasida; Haemosporida; Plasmodiidae. The transcript has 2 exons. The record is from RefSeq and is a predicted model, not a curated record.